This is a messenger RNA of Meleagris gallopavo (turkey), 1248 nucleotides long. The record is from RefSeq and is a predicted model, not a curated record. Lineage: Eukaryota; Metazoa; Chordata; Aves; Galliformes; Phasianidae.
CCCCCGACCCGCCCGCCCGCUGGGGCUGCGCACGGGUCCGUCCCAUCGCGGCGCCCCGUCCCAUCGCGGCGCCCCGUCCCACCGCAGUUCGCGCUGAAGCACAAAGAGUUCGCACAUCUCCGCGAGGUGAAGCUGUUCCCCAACGCCCUCAACCCGCACAAGGAGGAGGCGAGGGCGCUGGUCAGAGCCAUGAUCGACCGCGUCAUGGAGCUGCACCGAGACCUGAGGUGGUUCCACAUCGGCUGCGAUGAGGUCUAUUACCUUGGUGAAGGAGAGGAAUCCAAGCAGUGGCUGCAACAACAAGGGAACACGCCAGAGAAGCUGUGCUUAUUCCAUAUAAAAGCAAUAGCAAGUUAUGUGGCUUCAUCGUACCCCACUGUGACUCCCAUCAUGUGGGAUGACAUGCUGAGAGGGAUCAGCGAGGAAACAUUGGCAGGUGUGUCACCUGUGAUGGAAUCUGGGGUCCCACAGCUGGUGCAGCCUAUGAUAUGGGACUAUGCUGCCGACCUGGAUGUGGAGAGCAAAGUGCUUCUUAUAGAUAAGUAUCGUAGAUGUGGCUUCUCCAAGGUGUGGUUUGCUAGUGCUUUUAAGGGAGCUACAGGAGUGAAUCAGUCUCUAACACUUAUUGGACACCACUUAAAAAACCACCUUCAGUGGCUGAAAGUAGCAAGCAGCAUCCCUGCUGAUGUGCUCCAAGGUAUUGCAUUGACUGGCUGGCAGAGGUAUGAUCACUUCUCUGUUUUGUGUGAGCUUUUCCCCGUGGCAAUUCCAUCACUGGCUGUAUGUCUGCAGGCACUAGAGAAUGGUGGCUAUUCUGAAAAGGUUAAAGAAAAUGUGGAAAAGCUCCUGGGAAUGUCCAAUCUGGAAUUAGAUACUUUCAUGAGCACAAGUACGGGGACCUUUCCUGGCAGCAAUAUUCUUACCCUUGUGACACAAGUUAGCUUCUACCUCAAGUCCUCAGUGGAUGAACUUCUUGAAAGGAACAGGUAUGUCACAGGCUGGUUCAGUCCCUACCACAGAAAAAGGAAGAUUAUUCAUCCUAUAAUAAUGCAUCACUUUCAGCCAGAUGCAAUAAGUCUUCUGUCCAAGUGGAAUGCUGUGGUGCAAGACCUCCAGGCAGCCAUGGAGCAAGUCUUCCACAAGUGUACUGUAGAGGAGUGGAUGGAGGAAAACGUCCACCCCAGCCUAGAAAAGCUGCAGCAAGUGGUGGAUGAUUUAGAUAAAGCAAUAAAAGCACAAAAUUAGUCA